This is a messenger RNA of Vespa velutina, 2078 nucleotides long. RefSeq lists its product as uncharacterized. NCBI's taxonomy places the organism in Eukaryota, Metazoa, Arthropoda, Insecta, Hymenoptera, Vespidae. Bases 663 to 1436 code for a protein of 257 amino acids. The transcript has 5 exons. The record is from RefSeq and is a predicted model, not a curated record.
AAUUAAUUCCCGAUCGAGAAUAAUAUUCAUGACAUAAAGAAAAAACUUCAAUGAACUAUCAUGAAAUAUAAGAUAAGAAUAAAAAGAAAAACAAUAUCUCCGUAUUAUUGAAGAGAAGCCAUUUUUUUAAACUCACCGGUGACGAAUCCUACGCGGUGGAGUAGCACGCUCCUCCCUGAGGUUAGGUUCGUCGUCUCGUGCGUGUUCUGUCAUUCGUGUGGCCUUUUUUCAACAAUUAUCACAACGAAAAAAAUAUGUAAAUGUUAAAACACAAAGCGUGAUAAUUCGAAACACGUUAGAGAAGCCUCGUUGGUCAACGUUGAUCAAUUAUAGAUCGACAUUGAUCGUUAAGGCAGUAAAAUGUUCUGUCACCUUCCGUACAUUUAUCUUUUCUUUAUUCUUUUUUCCACACUAAUUUCGUACACACUUUAUUACGCGUCGUUAGUUCAUAUACUAACGUCACUGUCGAUUAGACCUCACCUUUUACAAUUUCUAUAUCUCUCUUCGUUUAGUUGUCUAUGUUCUAUCACUCUCUUGUUCUAGCUAAACUACUAAUGAAUUCACGUCUACCUUAUCGGUCGAGCAUCCUCGUUUCUUUUCUCAGUGUUUUUUUCUUAUACCGCCUAGAGGUCGACAUUCUACAGGCUACUUGAGCAACCAUCAUGGAGGUAUCGACGUUAGACGUUAAUUUAAUGAGGAAUAUAGUCAAAAGGGCGUUGUUUUGUUUUCUCGAUCUAUGGAAAUCCCAAUAUUCUACAUCGAAAAAAUCGAAGUAUAUUCACAUAGACGUUAAAAUGUCGAAGGAAUAUGGCGGACACUAUUCGAUCCAACUGACGAAUUAUGGAUAUUGCAUAAACAAUACUCACAAUAUUUUAAAUAUUUUACAAUACAUAUUUUGGAAUUUGAUUUCGGAUAAUUCUUAUAAAAACAUGCUCGCAACGAUAUAUCUGAAAGAUGAGCAGAAUAAUUUUGAAGUAACAUACGAUUUACAUUACCCACCGAGAAAGCGUUUGUUGCUUUUAAAAAAUGAGCAGAACAAAACAAAAUUUAUUGAUUUUUCUUAUUGUAGAAAAUAUUUAUCGAUUAAACCGUCGUAUAAUCUGACUGCAAGCGACGUUGAGAAAUUCAAGGUUACCGUAUUGGAAGAAAUCACUUCUCUAUGUAGAGAAAAUGCCAAUAUUAAGGUAACAUACCGUACCGACAGAAGAAUGCUACACAAUAAUCACGUUCCUCUCGAUGAUGAAUAUAAGACAUGCCAAAUAUUGAGCACCGCAGUGACGGAUAUAGUGCGGCAAAGUUUGGACAGCGAGUUCAAAGAAAAGUGCUUCGCUUUGUUAAAAACAGAAAAUCCUGGAGAGCUGAGAGAUUCGCUCAUGACCCAAUUGUUACCGUUGAUUCACGGAAAUUAUAACUUUUCCAUGAAGCAAGAAGAGUAGUCUAUCAAUGGGAAUCAUUUCUCAUGAAUAAUAAAUAAGUAUACUAAAUUGUACGAAGAAUAUUAAUGGCUUAAUGAUUUGAAGAAUGCAUCCCCCCAAUGAGAAGACGGGGAGCGUAUAUGCGUCAGAAUGCGGUCCGAUGCUGGCCGUUGUACUGACUUAUUACAUUCCUCGGAAGCGACUAUUAGGAAGCCUCUAGACUAAUGGGUUAAGUGAAUUCAACAAGAGCAAGAGAGAAAAAAGAGGAGUUCUAUGCUUUGGUCGCGCCAUUGUUUUCCUACGAGAAAUGCAAAUUUCUUAAGAAGAAGCAUCUAAACUUGACGGCUUUGAAUUUAAAAGACCUUCUGUAUAAAGGUUAUCGACGUAUCGUUAUUACGAUAACAUAAUCGAGUGUAAGAAGUAAUACCUUAUCGAUAUUCCACCAAAGUUUCUAUAAUGUGUCUGUCUGUCCUUUCAAGUAUUAUCUAUAGUUUGAUCUAUUUGCUUUAGAUAAGUCUCUUCUAUCCCUAUGAUUUUUCAUUGUUGACCAUUCAACCUUUUAUCAUUUGUCGAUAUUAACAUUUUAUAUUAUGAAAGAGAAUAUGAAAAUUUUGGAAUUUAAAUCUCGUUGUUAUUCUUUUAAAAAGAACUUUUAUAAAAAGU